This is a messenger RNA of Didymodactylos carnosus, 564 nucleotides long. NCBI's taxonomy places the organism in Eukaryota, Metazoa, Rotifera, Eurotatoria, Philodinida, Philodinidae. The record is from the annotation of a GenBank genome assembly.
AUGGAACCAACACUAGCAUCACCAUCACCUCUCGUGAUAGAAGAACCAACAAUUAACAAGAAAAAUUCAACAUUAUUUCCAUAUGGUCAUUUAAUACCAUUUUUUCUUAUAACAUUUUUAUUUUUUUUAUGGGGUAUUCCAAAUCAAUUAAAUGAUGUUUUAAUUCGUCAAUUUUCAAAAUCAUUUGUAUUAUCACGAUUUCAAGCUGGACUUGUACAAUCAGCAUUUUAUAUGGGUUAUUUUUUAUUAGCUAUGCCAGCUGGACUUUUAAUGCAAAAAUUUGGUUAUAAAGUUGGUUUUCUUGUAGGUUUAAGUCUAUUUAGUUUAGGCUGUUUUCUAUUUUGGCCAGCAGCUUUAAUUCAUCGUUAUUCGGUAUUUUUAUUAUCAUUAUUUAUUAUUGCUAGUGGCCUAUCAUUUUUAGAAACAGCAUCAAAUCCAUUUAUAGCAGAAUUAGGUGAUAAUGAUACAUCGGAACAACGACUAAAUUUUGCACAAGCAUUUAAUCCAUUAGGUGCAAUCACAGGGGUUUUGGCUGGUACUUUGUUCAUAUUUUCAGGUGAGUAA